GGAUCGUGACCCCUGGCAUCGGUCCGGCCACGGCGUGGCAUGGCCAAGAUAUGAAAGCGCGGAAAUCAGCUGCUCUUAAAUGCCAGCACGAGAUUCACUGGCGUCGGCCCCCGAUCAUCAUCCUCGUCUCACCUUCGUGGUUUGACUCGAUCAGUAGAGCUCGGGCUGCUGCUGGCCCGGUCGGCUCGGCUUUGGAUUGGAUCGCGGAUCGGGACGGGACUCUCGGUUUUCAGCUUGUCAGCGAGGGAUUAUAAUCGUUGGGAGCCUCGAGAAGGAAGGCGGAGAGGUUAGAGAAAAAAUAUGGCGAACUAUUUGGUUCACGGGUGUCUACAUGUUUGUAUCUACGAGGCCGAUGGGUUGGUGGAUGAGGAGCGCAGCAGCGGAGGUGCUCCCCUCUUCUUCCGGAAGUUGGUGGAAAACAUCGAGGACACCAUCGGCAUCGGGAAGGGCAAGAGCAGGCUCUACGCGACUGUGGAUCUGGGCAAAACCCGAGUCGGAAGGACUCGCAUCAUCGAGAAGGAGCCCGUGCGCCCGGUCUGGAACGAGUCGUUCCGCAUCUACGCAGCGCACUCUGUUCCGGAUGUGGUGAUCACCGUCAAGGACGACAAUACGAUCGGAGCCACAUUGAUCGGGCGGGCGAAGGUGCCCGUGUCCGAGGUGCUGUCUGGUCGCGUGAUCGAUGACUGGUACGAUCUGUUCCGCGACAAUGGCGAUCCCGUCAAGGGAGGCGAAGCGAAAGUGCGAUUCAGAAUGCAGUACUUCGCGGCUGUGGACGACGAGUGCUGGGGCCGUGGAAUCAACAGCCCUGACUUCCCUGGUGUUCCCUACACCUUCUUCCAGCAGCGCAAGGGAUGCCGCGUCCGCCUUUACCAAGACGCGCACAUGGCCGACAAUUUCUUGCCGCCAAUCUAUCUCGACAAUGGCCAGCACGAACCCACUCGCUGCUGGGAAGAUGCGUACCAGAUGAUUAUGGGCGCGAAGCAUUUGAUCUACAUCACCGGGUGGUCUGUGUACACCGAGAUCAAGCUCAUCCGCGACGAAGACAGGAUGAUCGAAGGUGCGGAAGGCGUGACUCUCGGCGAGCUGCUGAAGCGCAAGGCCGCUGAGGGCGUGAAGGUGAAUCUGCUGGUUUGGGAUGACCGAACCUCGAUCGGAUUUUUGAAGAGGGAUGGUCUCAUGGCCACCCACGACGAGGACACUGCCAACUUUUUCGAGAACACUGAAGUGAAGUGUAUUCUCUGCCCGCGUAACCCUGAUGACAGCCUGAGCAUCAUCCAAGGUUUCCAGAUCGGUACCAUGUUCACCCAUCACCAGAAGACCUUAAUUGUCGAUGCUCCUGUCCCCGGGGGAGACGAGGACGGCCAGCGCAGAAUUCUCAGCUUGGUCGGAGGUAUCGAUCUGUGCGACGGACGGUAUGAUACCCAGCACCACCCGAUCUUCCGCACUUUGGCCACCGUGAAUCACGAUGAUUUCCAUCAGCCUAAUUUCGCGGGCGCUUCGAUCGAGUGCGGAGGCCCUCGUGAGCCAUGGCACGACAUUCAUGCCCAAGUCGAGGGUCGUGUUGCUUGGGACAUCCUGUACAACUUCGAGCAGAGAUGGAGGAAGCAGGCAGGAGCCGAUAACGCUGAAAGGCUGGUCACCAUCGUCGACCAGAAUGACAUCGAUCCACCUUCGGAUGUGACCGAGGAGGAAGACCCCGAAACCUGGAAUGUUCAGUUGUUCAGGUCCAUCGACAAUGGUGCUGUGGAUUUCCCCGAAGAGCCCGACGAGGCAGCGAAGUGUGGUCUUGUCAGUGGAAAGGAUAGUGUCAUCGACCGCUCCAUCCAGGACGCUUACAUCAGUGCUAUCAGACGAGCCAAGGACUACAUUUACAUCGAGAACCAGUACUUCCUUGGAAGUGCAUUCGGAUGGGACGACAAGAGGGACUCGGGAGCAUCCCACCUCAUCCCCAUGGAGCUGGCUCUGAAAAUUGUGAGCAAGAUCGAAGCCGGCGAGCGAUUUGCAGUCUACGUCGUGGUUCCCAUGUGGCCCGAGGGUGCCCCCGAGAGUGGAUCGGUCCAGGCUAUUCUUAACUGGAUGCACAGGACUCUGCAAAUGAUGUACAAACUGAUCGCUCAAGCACUGCACGCCGCUGGAAGUGACGAGAGUCCAAGGGACUACUUGAAUUUCUACUGUCUCGGUAACCGUGAGGCUUACCAGGAUGGGGAGUAUGAGCCAACCGGCAAGCCAGAGCCAGAAUCCGACUACGAUUUGGCUCAGAGGAACAGACGUUUUAUGAUAUAUGUCCACUCGAAGAUGAUGAUUGUUGACGACGAAUAUAUCAUUGUGGGAUCUGCGAAUAUCAACGAGCGAUCAAUGAACGGAUCCCGAGACUCUGAAAUCGCCAUCGGUGCAUACCAGCCGCAUCAUCUGUUGAACAGCGAGGGCUUCCCUCAUGGGCAGGUGCACGGUUUCAGAAUGUCUCUUUGGUUUGAGCACAUGGGAAGACUUGAAAACUGCUUCUUGAGCCCGCAGUCUUUGGAGUGCGUACAGACCGUCAACUCCAUUGCGGAUGAGUUGUGGGCGUACUACACGCAGGAGGAGCCAGUAGAUUUGUCGGGACACCUUCUACCCUUCCCCGUCGCUGUCACCCACGAAGGAGAUGUCACGGAGUUGCCAGGCAUGACCUGCUUCCCAGACACUAAAGCUCCCAUUCUGGGAGCCUUGCAAGAUGCCCUGCCCCCAAUUCUGACCACUUAAGAGGCUGGUGGAUGUGUACUUUCGUCUGUUCUUCCGUCUGCCCGACCGACUCUUGGUCGAAGUUGGCUGGCCGUGAAAGAUCUUCUCCAGUCCGGGAACGAGUGUCACGAGCAAAACUUACCAGUCUCUGUGCAUGCAAAAUCGAGACAGCACUUGUCAGUGGUUACGUUUUAUCCCCAUCAACGACGACACUCUCUGCGAAGAACGUGAACGUUAAUCUGUGACUCUGUAAAAACUUGAAUGCUGUGGCCUAGCUGCGAACGGGAUCUGUUGCGUUGUCAGGGAAGAGACUCACGGCGGAACAGAGGAGUAAGAAUGUCCUGAAAAACAAUUUUCUGCCUACUAGCUAGUCCAGACGCUAUGUGUUUCACACUCCAUGCCCUGAACGAGGAACCGCCAUCAUUUUCAAGCAUGCCAAUCCCCCAAGACACGAUUGUACAGUUCAGCGCAUGAAGUUUGUUCUGUUUGUAGUUAAAAUUCUCAGCACGAGCCUUCGGAUGUUGCCAACCGCUUGGAUUUGAAUAUCUUAUCUUGAUCUUUCUCCAAUGUUUGCCGAGUGCAGUUUGCUGAUGUUGCUUUCCGUGCUGGUGAAGGGCAAUGGACUUGUUGCCUAUGUCUACAGGUUUAAUCUGUUAAAUGCAUCCAUUUCAACAUUGAAUCGAAUCGUCAUUUUAUGGCCAAUUAC
Molecule: messenger RNA, 3424 nt
Organism: Marchantia polymorpha subsp. ruderalis
Lineage: Eukaryota; Viridiplantae; Streptophyta; Marchantiopsida; Marchantiales; Marchantiaceae
Source: the annotation of a GenBank genome assembly